AUGUGCAGGGCGUUCCCGACAACCCUGCGGGGCCCAGCCCGAGCGUGGUACAGCAAUCUGAAGACCGCGACCAUCGCCUCUUUCGACCAGUUGGCCAGGGACUUUGAGCUUAACUUCCUGGCUCAUGCCAAGCCGAAGCCGUCGGUGGCGAUACUCCUCGGGCUCAACCAAAGGGAGGAUGAGCCCCUUUCUCACUUUGUGAACCGCUUCACCACACAAAUCCGCGGGCUGUCUGAUGCUCACCCUUCUUUGAUGAUGCAGGCAUUCAUGAUGGGCCUGCGCCCUACCCGAUUCUUUUGGUCUCUGGUGGAGCGACCCCCCACUUCGGUUCCCGAAAUGUUGCAGCGUGCGAACCAGUACAUCGCUGCUGAGGCAUGGAUGGUCGGGAAGCGCGACGAGCGCAAGAGGGUCAAGCCAGAGCAGUCCCAACAACAACAGCCCGCUACCUCUCGGCGUAGGGCCGGCGGCCUCAACGAUGCGGCACCUAGGUCCCCUCCCCCGGGCCUGAACUCCUCUCGGACCGAAAUAUUUCUCCACAUUAAGGAGAAAGGCCUUCUCAAAGACCCCUACCCGAUGAGAAGCCCGCGCGAACUCGCGGACCGCUCUAAAUACUGUCGUUUCCACCGACAGCCUGGUCACGACACCGAGGAGUGUCGAGAACUAAAAAGGCAAAUUGAGGAGCUCAUCCGCCGAGGGCACCUCGGCUCAUACCUCCGACCAGAUAAGGAGCUCUCGCCACGCCCGGAGGGCCCCAUCGAGCGACACAUAGAUGUCAUAACCGGCGGACCAGCGUCCGGAGGGAGUUCCAUGGCGGGCGGAAGGGCAUACGCCAGGGCCUCCCGGGCUGAAGCUUCCAAACAUGAAAAAGGCCCCGAAGUCACCUUCCCGACCGGGGAACCUGAACCAGCCGAACAUGAUGACGCGUUGGUAAUAUCAGCCAGAAUCGCCAACGCGCAAGUGAGAAGGAUCAUGGUUGACAUUGGGAGCUCGGCCGAUAUACUUUAUUGGGACGCCUUCCAAAAGCUCGGCCUGGUAAAGGAGAACAUGAAGCUGGUACGCUCAACACUCACGGGGUUCACCGGCGCCUCAAUCUCGUCACUAGGGGUCAUCACCCUGCCCCUAACUUUGGGAGUCUUCCCGAAGGCAAAAACAGUGAUGACCUCCUUUCUGGUGGUCGACCUCCCCACGGCAUACAACGCCAUCCUCGGACGGCCAACCCUCAACAAGACCCGAGUCGUCAUCUCAACGUACUACCAAACCAUCAAGUUCCCGACCCACGAUGGGGUCGGGGAAGUGGCGGGGAACUCCUGGGAGUCCAGGCGCUGCUACUUGACCGCUGUGUCACUAAACAAGAGAGCGAGGGUCCAAUCCCCGCUGGAAGACCCCUGGGAGGGAAAAAAACCGACCCCCCGCCCCGAGCCGAAGGAAUCCACCAUCGACUUGCCACUGAUCGAAGGAAGGCCCGACCAAACAGUCAAAAUCGGGUCGGGACUGCCCGAACAAGAGCAACAGCAGCUCGUCGGCCUUCUGCGAGCCAACGCCGACAUCUUCGCUUGGACGCCGACUGACCUAGUCGGAGUCCACCCGGAAGUCACGCUGCACCACUUGAACAUCUCGUCCGACGCCCGCCCGGUAAAACAAAGACCCAGGCGGCAGGCUCCGGAUCGGCAACUGGCCAUCCGAGAAGAGGUAAACCGACUUCUAGCGGCCGGUUUCAUAGAAGAGGCAAGGUACCCAUAG
Musa acuminata subsp. malaccensis (wild Malaysian banana) is the source of this 1740-nucleotide messenger RNA. Lineage: Eukaryota; Viridiplantae; Streptophyta; Magnoliopsida; Zingiberales; Musaceae. The record is from RefSeq and is a predicted model, not a curated record.